Messenger RNA from Ruditapes philippinarum (Manila clam), 1677 nucleotides. RefSeq names its product alpha-tocopherol transfer protein-like. The transcript has 8 exons. The record is from RefSeq and is a predicted model, not a curated record. The coding region runs from base 159 to 1133 and encodes 324 amino acids. Gene Ontology annotation, molecular function: phosphatidylinositol bisphosphate binding. Lineage: Eukaryota; Metazoa; Mollusca; Bivalvia; Venerida; Veneridae. Gene Ontology annotation, cellular component: membrane.
GCGAAUCGUCGUAUAUCCGUGUUGUAAUCGUGGUUAAUGAUCAGUACACAAAAAUAGCUACAGGGUAGUGUUUUAUAACAAAACAAAAAAAAUCUACUGUGAUCAAAAUAGUUUUGUCAUUUUGAAAGAAUUGUAAUAAUACAGGAAUAACUGUGAUAAUGGCAUCUGAAAAAGAUGAUAUCAAGUUUGUCAGUAAACUGAAUGAAGAAAGUCAGAAGAAAGCGAAAAAAGAACUGAACGAGUUGAAUGACACAGACCGAAUUCUUGCCGUGCAAUCAUUCAGACAGUGGGUGUUACAACAAAAAUGGCUGAAAACACCAACAGAAUUUGAAUUUCUGUUGAGAUUUCUAAGAGCGAGAAAGUUCAGCCAACUUGAGGCGAGGAAAACAUUGGAGAAUUACUGGACGUGUAAGACAAAGACACCAGAAUGGUACAGAAAUGUUGACCCCAGUGAACCGGCUAUACAGGAAAUUAUCAAAACUGGAUUUUAUGUUGUACCAAAGGAGUUAGACAAACAUGGUAGGCGUGUCAUCAUAGAGAAACUUGCUCGACUUGAUUUAAAUGAUGUUAAGAAGAAAUGGGGCGUAGACAAUGUUUUCAGAGCUAUUACAUUGAUAUGCGACUGGGCAAACAGAGACGAAAAUAUACAAGUCAACGGUAUUGUGGUAUUUAUAGACAACACUGACGUCACGAUGGGUCACAUGAUGACGUUAUGGAACCAAGAAAAUGGAAAAAGAAUUAUGCAGUUUUAUCAGAAUUCGCUACCAGCUAGAAUGAAGGGUCUACAUUUGUACAAUGAACCAUCGUUUUUCGAUGCCAUGUAUGCAUUGUUCUCUCCUCUUAUGAAACAAAAAACUAAAGAUAGGAUGUUCUUACAUGGACGAAGAUUAACAAAGGUGUAUGAGGAGAUAGGUAUGUCCGUGUUACCAGACGAGUAUCUCCCUGAUGAUUAUGAAGGUCCUAAUGUCGGCUCAUGUGAGAAAAUAGUCGAAGAAAUGUUGGCAGACAUGCAGAGCAAUGAUUUCCGUGAAUAUAUAAAACAUCUCUCCAGUGACGAGUAUGGAGUGGACUUAAAGGCACGUAAAAAUGAUGACACACCAGUUGCUUCGUUCAGAAAACUAAACGUAGACUGAUAGAAUUGUAGACUGACAAAAACUUACGCGUGACAUUCGUGCAAUUUAUGCAAGAGAUUUCUCUCCUUAGCAAAUGUUCAUACGUUAUAACCUUGGAAAAUAUUCAAUAGAAGUUACAACCCAGUGUUGUCAAGUUUUAUUUAUAACUUGGUGAAAUUGUAAUCAAUCCAUUCAGGUGAAAACAUAUGCUUACGUUUUAAUUGAUUGUAUGAACGUAUGCAUAUCUUAAAAAACUUUACAUGUUUUUGAUUUACUGAUUGUAUAUGUGAAUUGUAAGGAGAUGUAAAAGCUGAUAUGAUAAAUACAAAAUAUGUAAUUGAUCGCUGUUACAAAAGGCUUAAUGUGUAAUGGAUGGCUACUUUUGUAACGGAGGGUUAUAUAUGUGUAACGGAAACUAGAUUUGUAAUGGAGGACUUAAUGUGUAACAAAGGACUUAAUUUUAAACGAAUCAUGAAUGUGAAAUAUAAAUGUUAUUAACAGUUUCAUGUUUGAUUUAAUUUUAUUAAAAUAUCAAUGCAAAUGGAUUAAAUUAAUGCAAGUGCAA